AUGGAUGAGAAUCCAAACAAAAUUUCAAAUAGCAAAACUACAAGACAUAAGAGUCGUAGUAAAGGAAAUAAAUCCACCAACAAGAGAUUUAACACUAAGGACGAUGAUGAAGUUGAUUCGAUAGAGUGUUCUGGCAAGUAUUGCAAAUCAUGCACAACAGGAUUAGUAGCUGAUUGUGUUGCACUAUGUUGUUGUCCUUGUGUUGUGUUACAUUGUUUUGCUUUGGCUUUUAUAAAGGCGCCUUGGGUUAUGGGAAGAAAAUGUUUGGGAUUAGGGAGUAAGAAUAAGAAGAAGAAGAGAUGUUGUCAUAAGAAGAACUGCAAAAGGGGGCAUAAAGAUGUUGAUGAUGUUGUGUUGGAAGAGAAAAAUGAAGAUGGUUUGAAUGUUGGGUGGCCAACAUCACCAAUGGAUAGUACUCAUGUUAAUGUUGGAUUUGAAGCUGAAAAGGUUUGGCAUGAGUUGUAUCAAAUUGAUCAUUUAGGUUUUGGUAGAGUUUCAUGCUCAAAUGAUUAA
Vicia faba (fava bean) is the source of this 513-nucleotide messenger RNA. Lineage: Eukaryota; Viridiplantae; Streptophyta; Magnoliopsida; Fabales; Fabaceae. The record is from the annotation of a GenBank genome assembly.